Molecule: messenger RNA, 624 nt
Organism: Aspergillus steynii IBT 23096
Lineage: Eukaryota; Fungi; Ascomycota; Eurotiomycetes; Eurotiales; Aspergillaceae
Exons: 4
Coding region: 1-624 (207 amino acids)
Source: RefSeq, a predicted model, not a curated record
AUGGUUCGUAUUGGGUUAGUUGACGGGUUCCUGCGGGCGAGCUUGAGCUUAAAUGUAUAUGCCGAUUACCGAGAAACCCGCCGGGAGUACAAGCAGGAACGGCAUGAGAACUUUGUAGGAGCUACACUGAAGCCGGGGGUCUUCGUCAAUGCGACGCCUGAGGCAGAAGAAGAGCAUGAGGCAGAUGACAGGCACGUGUUGUUGAGGGUUGGGCGCCAUACUGACGAAGUCCCCGAGCUAGAGAAAUCUCAAACUGCUCCCACCGCUGCCGUUCAUACUGCUACUGCUACUGCUACUGCUGCUUCCCUCGCCAUCAUGAAAUCACUUCAUCCAGACCCCGCCCACCCCGUCUCCCUCACCGCCGCGGCCCUCGCGGCCGCGGCCGUUUCUUCCGCCGCCAUGGUCAUCACCGGCGCCGCUGCCGCCCCCGCCCCCUCCUCCACCAGGCUGGCGAGUCGGAACAGGGCCCGCCGGGCCAGGAAGGCCUUCAAGCGCAAGGAAGACAAGGAAGACAAGGAAGACAAGGAAGACAAGGAAGACAAGGAAGACAAGGAAGACAAGGAAGACAGGGAGGAGAAGGAGGAGGUGAAGGAGGAGGAGCCCGAGAUCAAGGAAGAGGAGUAG